Molecule: messenger RNA, 771 nt
Organism: Protopolystoma xenopodis
Lineage: Eukaryota; Metazoa; Platyhelminthes; Monogenea; Polystomatidea; Polystomatidae
Source: the annotation of a GenBank genome assembly
GGGCAGCAGGUCUCGCAAGCAGGUCUCGCUGUUGCCGGGCUGGCUGGAGUCUACUCCCAGCGCUGCCAGUCUUCAAGCCCUCUGAAGGCAGGUCCUAUUGGGCCUCAUAGCAAGCGGUUUUUAACCACAUUAGGACCACUUGGUCAGAGGACACUUCAAGAUAACAUCAACGCAGCCGGAGAAAUCGACGGGGCCGGAGUCUCUGAACCUGAUAUGUCAAGUUUAGCUUCCGAAACCAAACGACCAACCAUACUGGAACAGGGUCUAAACGAGCUAAAUGAACAUAGCAAAGCCUUAGGAAGCGGUUGCAAUAGCAAAGUCCUCUGGUCGUCUCCUCCAUCAACUUUUGGUUCCACAGUUGCCUCAAUAUCAUCCUCUACCUUAUCUACACCUUCAUCUUCUUCCCCCUCUUUGCGCUCUUCGCGCUCGCUUUCUGGAGUUCUAGCAGAACAUUUUACACCGGCACACUUGCCACGCCAGACACCUCUACAGGAGUCUUUUUGCACACAUUCGUCUAUCUCGCAGCCUCAGGCACAGCAACAGGUGCAACCCAUACUCUUUCAUAACCACCUUCAUCACAACCCCAACCCCAGCCACAACACGAGCCAGCAAGAGCCAAACCAGCAUCCAAUUUCUAUUUCGCAGUGUCAGCAUCACUUGCAAGGUCCAGGGUCUCACUCACUUCAUUCGAGUACAUCGGCACAGCUUGUGCCCCAGGUAUUCGAAUACCAUGUUGCCGAUACAAACCGAACCUGGAAUGAGUUGCCGUAA